AUGGCUCAUCUAUUAAAGCCAAUCAAAAUCUAUGGUGGCUCAUUUGGCCCAAAUCCGUUGAAGGUUUCCAUCAUUCUGCAGGAACUGGGGCUUCCCAUUCAAGAAGUUCCGACUCAAUUCUGCGACCUUAAGAAAGUAGGGUAUCAAGCUAUCAACCCCAAUGGCCGUCUACCGACUAUCGAGGAUCCCAACACAGGAAUUACCCUCUGGGAAUCCGGCGCCAUUAUCGAAUACCUGAUCGAAACCUACGACAAAGAUCAGAAACUGAGUUUCCCGCAUGGAAGCCCUGAGGCGCACCAUGCUCGCCAGUUCCUUCACUUUCAAAUGUCCGGGCAAGGGCCCUACUUUGGUCAGGCCGUCUGGUUCAAGCGCUAUCACCCAGAGCGUGUGCAGAGCGCUAUCGAUCGGUACAUCACGGAAGUUCGUCGAGUCUCUGGAGUUCUCGAUCGGAUUCUGGCAAAGAGAGAUUGGCUUGUCGGUGGGAGAUUAUCAUAUGCUGAUCUGGCUUUUGUGUCAUGGCAGAACACUGCCAGGAACGUCCUGUCGGAAGACGGCUAUGAUGAGAGCGAGUUUCCCAAUUUGUCUGUCUGGUUAGCCAAGCUAAACUCGCGGCCCGUAGUGAAGGGGCUCAACGAAGCGCAACAAGCCAUGAUGGCGGAGAAAUUGAAAGAAGCGGCUGCAGCCGUGACAAAAUAG
Penicillium subrubescens is the source of this 696-nucleotide messenger RNA. Its product is annotated as glutathione S-transferase family protein. Lineage: Eukaryota; Fungi; Ascomycota; Eurotiomycetes; Eurotiales; Aspergillaceae. The record is from RefSeq and is a predicted model, not a curated record. The transcript has a single exon. The coding region runs from base 1 to 696 and encodes 231 amino acids.